AUGCACAAGUCAGGAAUUCGAUUAGGUUCCCAUCACCCAUGGCGCGGCAUCGGCUUGUCGCGGGGGUCCUGGCAAGGCGGGAGGGCGGCAAGAUGCACGACCGAGCAUGCAUGCUGGGCACCUGUUUCCCCCACAUGGUGCAUAUACGGUACACACUUGGUCAAAGCAAUGACAAGUACUCUAAUCGCCAAGACGCUGCUCUCGAAUGUAGAACGAUUUGGCAGAAACAUUGCCCUUGUACGGUACCCCAGGAGCAUAGAAUUGCAGUUGCUCCAUGAAUAUGGCAAAGGCCCAAUGCGGAGGCCAUCUUCCCCGCCUGCAGCCAAAUAUAUAAUCUGCAACUCUCUUUCGAAACACAAGCCACCAUCCGACCAAUCGUCCACCAUCAACGACUUGGCUCUGACUAUGUAUGACUAUGACAUUAAAAAAAAGUUCCGACGGGCUUCGGAACGGGGGAGGGAAUCUACACAGCUCUCCACCAUGCGGAGAUCCAUACAACCUACUCUGAAGCUCCUCCACACGCCCUUGAUCCGUCCAAAACAUCCUACGCACAUACAGCGCUGCAGCUCACCCUUUUCACUACCGCCGUCACCACCAUCACCACAAUGGACGCGUUCACUUCACGCCUCGGCAACGCUGCGUGCCGUAGACCUCGCAUACCGACUCCACGAUGACAAUGGCAAGGCAAAAGGAGACCCUAUAGUCAUGAUUCAUGGCCUGUUUGGCAGUAAAAGAAACAACCAGAGCGUCGCAAACAUCUUCGCCCGCACCCUCUCCCGCCCCGUCUACGCCCUCGACGCCCGCAACCAUGGCGACUCCCCCCAUGACAAAACCCACAACUACACCGCCAUGGCAACCGACGUCGAAGCCUUCCUCUCCACCCACAACCUCACCAACAGCACCCUCAUCGGCCACUCCAUGGGCGCCAAAAUCGUCAUGGCCAUGGCCCUCCGCAACCCAGACUGCUGCGCCAACAUCAUCCCCGUCGACAACGCUCCCGUCGAUGCAGCCCUCAGCAGCGACUUUCCAAAGUACGCAGAGGGCAUGCGCAAAGUCGAGGCCGCAAAGCCCAUGAGCAUGAAGGACGCGGAUGCCGUCUUGCAGCCGUACGCCCCCGAUCUGGCCGUCCGCCAGUUCUUGCUGACGAACCUCGUGCGCGACGAGCCUGGACAGCCGCUCCGGUUUCGCAUUCCGAUUCACAUCUUGACCCGCGCGCUGGACGACAUGGCGGAUUUUCCAUUUACGAAUCCAGAGGAGCGUCGGUUUGAUAAGCGGGCGCUGUUUAUUCGCGGGACGAAGAGUCGCUAUGUGAGUGAUGAGGUGUUGCCUAUCAUCGGUCGGUUCUUUCCGAGGUUCGAACUUGUGGAUGUCGAUUGUGGGCAUUGGGUGAUUAGUGAGAGGCCCAAGGAGUUUGUGGAUGCGGUGGUGGAGUUUUUGAGGGGGGAUGAGUAA
Molecule: messenger RNA, 1452 nt
Organism: Plenodomus lingam JN3
Lineage: Eukaryota; Fungi; Ascomycota; Dothideomycetes; Pleosporales; Leptosphaeriaceae
Cellular component (GO): mitochondrion
Molecular function (GO): carboxylic ester hydrolase activity
Source: RefSeq, a predicted model, not a curated record